This is a messenger RNA of Glycine soja, 2609 nucleotides long. Its product is annotated as KIN14B-interacting protein At4g14310-like. The transcript has 3 exons. The record is from RefSeq and is a predicted model, not a curated record. Bases 155 to 2332 code for a protein of 725 amino acids. NCBI's taxonomy places the organism in Eukaryota, Viridiplantae, Streptophyta, Magnoliopsida, Fabales, Fabaceae. Gene Ontology annotation, molecular function: protein binding.
CCGCUUAUUCCUGAACUGAGCCCAGUGAAUCCCCAUUCCACCCUCACCAAAUUUCCUCUCUCUCUCUCUCUCUCUCUCAAUCCCAAACGCACAUCAAACACCAUCCAUCAAUUAAUCACUUACUACGCUCUCUCUCUCACUCUUUCACACAGCCAUGGCCACUCGCCGCGGCGGCGGAGAUGACGGCGCCACCGUCCGUCCCCGCCCCCUCUCCGCCUCUCGCCGCUUCCCUUCCCCUUCCCUUCCUCUCCAGAAAGAAAACACCAACCCUCGCCGCUCCACUUCCCGUUCCAACCCUCGCGGCCGCAGCUCCAGCCCCUCCGAUCUCCCCCGCCCCACCGUCCAAAAGCCCACCCCCACCGCCCUAAUUCCCAGACUUUCCUCCACCCAAAAGCCCAAACCUUCCACCACCACCACCAGAUCCAGCCUCGAAAAACUCAACAAUAAUCACCCCCACAACAUAACCACCACCAGCAGGCUUCACGAGAAGCUCGCGUUUCUCGAAGGCAAAGUAAAGCGGAUAGCUUCCGACAUAAAGAAGACUAAAGAAAUGCUCGACAUGAACAACCCUGAUGCCUCCAAGGUGAUCCUCUCCGACAUUCAAGACAAGAUCUCCGGAAUCGAGAAGGCCAUGGUUCAUGUCGUUUCUAACAAGGAAACCAAAAAUGACGCGGUUCAAGUUGCUGCUAAAGACAAGAGCUUGGCGAAAGGGUUGAAAUUGAACACCGAGGAACUUGAGGCAAGGUUGUUCCCUCACCAGAAACUGCUUCGUGACAGGACAGUGGUUAAGGAUAAGGGCUCUGUGGUGGAGGAAGAGAAGGUGCUGAGUCCGGUUGACGAUAAUUUGGUUGCGGUCGAGUUUUUGGCUCUGAUUGAUAAAGAGAAAGAGAAGGUGAAUGCUGGGGAGGAUGUGAAGGAAAGGGGUGGAGGUGGGAAUGUUAAGAGGAACAAUGGCAUUGAUGUGCUGCUCGGGGCGGAUGAGAAGCUCGAGGAUUUCGAUGAUGAUCAGGAGAAUAAGGAGAACAAGGAAGAGACGCUUGUUGAGGAGGAGAUGGAUGAGGCUUUCAAUUUUAGGCUGAAUGGGAUUGGUACCAAUGUUGCCACCGGUGGCUGGUUCGUCAACGAAGGCGAGGCUGUCCUCCUUGCUCACCAUGAUGGUUCUUGUACCUAUUAUGAUAUUACCAAUUGUGAGGAAAAAGCUGUAUAUAUGCCACCCCCAGAAGUUUCACCCAACAUAUGGAGAGAUUGUUGGGUAGUUCGUGCCCCUGGUUCCGAUGGUUGCUCUGGAAGGUUUGUAGUAGCUGCAUCUGCUGGCAAUACUAUGGAUUCAGGAUUUUGCUCAUGGGACUUUUACACCAAAGAAGUGUGUGCUUUACAAGUUGAUGCUGGAACAGCCUCCUCAAGAAUUGCACUUGGACCCUUACCUAACAAUAUUAGAAGAAAUUCUACAUCUAGCAUUGUGACAGCAGAAGCUACGAAGUGGUGGUAUAGGCCCUGUGGACCUCUCAUCGUGUCUACGGCCAGCUCACAGAAAGCUGUGAAGGUUUUUGAUGUUCGCGAUGGAGAGCAAAUAAUGAAAUGGGAUGUUCAGAUGCCCGUUUUAACAAUGGAUUAUUCUAGCCCUUUGCAAUGGAGGAACAGAGGGAAAGUAGUGGUAGCUGAAUCUGAAUCCAUUUCUUUGUGGGAUGUGAACUCACUCACUCCUCAAGCUCUGCUCUCUGUUCCUACAGGCGGGCAAAAAGUUUCCGCUCUCCACGUGAGCAACACUGAUGCAGAAUUGGGUGGAGGGGUUCGCAAAAGAGUAAGUUCAUCUGAUGCUGAAGGAAAUGAUGGUGUGUUCUGCACCUCAGAUUCUAUUAACGUGUUGGACUUUCGCCAGCCAUCUGGUGUAGGUCUCAGGAUAUCAAAACACGGUGUCAAUGUGCAAUCAGUUUUCUCUCGUGGGGAUUCUGUGUUCCUUGGUUGCUCCAGCACAAGUUCAACGGGCAAGAAGCAGACCUCACUGCUGCAACAAUUUUCACUGCGCAGACAAGGACUUUUUACAACCUAUGCUCUUCCAGAAUCCAAUGCACACUCACACCAUGCAGCAAUCUCCCAAGUUUGGGGCAAUUCUGACUUUGUCAUGGGUGUUUGUGGCCUAGGACUGUUUGUGUUUGAUACAGUGAAAGAUGAUGCACUAAGGGUUCUCAACAUGGAUUACUCUAGUGAUCAAAGUUUUAGAGAAGUUAUUGGUCCGGAUGACAUGUAUUGUCCUUCCUUUGAUUAUCUUGGAUCUCGUGCUCUUCUGAUAUCAAGAGAUCGACCAGCUAUGUGGAGGCAUCUGAUAGUUUGAUAGUUAUGGUUUUCUGGUAACUACAAGCUUUACUUGUGUACAAUUACAAAACAGGAAUUUGCUUAAAGUUUAAGGUUGUGUUUCUGCUUUUGUUUUUUCUUGGUUUUCUUUUUAAGGACCAAAGUUAUACUUUAGAGGAAAUUAUGUUAGAUGUGGAUGCUUGGUUGUUAGUAUUUUAUGCAAGAGCCUUGUACUUUUCCCGGGUAACCACUUGUCACUGAUCAAUCUGGUAAAGGGGGAUCUCUAUUUAUGUCAACCCACUGGUGUUCGUUGAUUC